ACCCAAUUUUUCUUUAAGAUGACGUGGAGUCGUCAACAAUGGGACAAGAAGAACCUCUUCCAUAAAGUAGUAGCAGCAGUGAUGAUCAUCUCUCAUUGUGUUGUGUGUUGAGAAAAGAGGAGAUUAAGGUUGUUCUUUUAGGGUUUUCUUGAAUGGUGAAGACAGUGUUGGAUAAAGGGUGGUUAGCUGCCCGAUCCACUGAAGUUGAAAUCAAUGGAGUACAGCUCACUACUACUCAACCUCCAACACAACCUCUUAAUUCUCCUUGGAUGGAAGCUGCUGUUCCUGGAACUGUUUUAGGAACUCUGCUAAAAAACAAGCUUAUUCCUGAUCCUUUCUAUGGGUUGGAAAAUGAAGCAAUUAUUGACAUUGCGGAUUCAGGGAGGGAACACUACACUUUCUGGUUUUUCACUACCUUUGAAUGUAAGCUGUCAAAUAAUCAACACGUGGAUCUUAAUUUUCGGGCAAUUAACUAUUCUGCUGAAGUCUAUCUGAAUGGGCACAAGGAGGUGCUUCCAAAAGGAAUGUUUAGGAGGCAUUCUAUUGAUAUUACUGACAUUUUGCAUCCGGAUGGUCAGAAUCUGCUGGCUGUGCUUGUCUAUCCUCCUGAUCAUCCAGGGCGUAUUCCUCCUAAGGGUGGUCAAGGUGGUGAUCAUGAGAUUGGGAAAGAUGUUGCUGCACAAUAUGUCGAAGGUUGGGAUUGGAUGACUCCAAUAAGGGAUAGGAACACUGGCAUCUGGGAUGAGGUAUCCAUUACUGUUACAGGGCCAGUGAAAAUAGUAGAUCCCCACUUGGCCUCAUCUUUUUUUGACGACUACAAGAGGGUAUAUUUGCAUUCUACGGUAGAGUUGGUCAACAGAAAUGCCUUGGUAGCUGAAUGCUCGCUGAACAUCCAAGUGUCAACUGAACUUGAAGAUGGUACUUUCUUAGUUGAGCAUCUUGAGACACAGCAUGUGUCUAUUUCUGCGGGUGCAAACAUUCAUUAUACAUUUCCUCAACUUUAUUUAUAUAAACCCAAUUUAUGGUGGCCUAAUGGCAUGGGAAAGCAACAUCUGUACAAUGUCGAGAUAACUGUUAAUGUGAAAGGUUAUGGAGAAUCGGAUACAUGGAGUCAUCAUUUUGGCUUUCGCAAAAUUGAGAGUCAUAUAGAUAGUGCCACAGGUGGAAGGAUUUUUAAGGUAAAUGGUCAGCCAAUAUUCAUUCGUGGGGGUAAUUGGAUCCUCUCAGAUGGAUUAUUGCGGCUUUCAAAGGAAAGAUACAAGACGGAUAUCAGAUUCCAUGCUGAUAUGAACUUCAACAUGAUGCGUUGUUGGGGUGGGGGACUGGCUGAGAGACCUGAGUUUUAUCAUUAUUGUGACUUGUAUGGUUUACUGGUUUGGCAAGAGUUCUGGAUUACCGGGGACUGUGAUGGACGAGGUGACCCUGUGUCAAACCCAGAUGGCCCACUUGACCAUGAUCUUUUCUUGCUAUGUGCAAGAGAUACAAUUAAGCUUUUGAGGAACCAUCCUAGUCUUGCCUUGUGGGUUGGGGGAAAUGAACAAGUUCCACCACCUGACAUCAAUGCUGCUUUGAAGAAUGAUCUACAACUCCAUCCAUAUUAUAUGAAUUUGAAUAACAAUGGCACAUCAACAAUUACUCUCAUGAUAAAGGAUCCAAGUCAAUAUCUAGAUGGUACUAGAGUUUACGUUCAAGGAUCUAUGUGGGAUGGAUUUGCAGAUGGGAAAGGGGACUUCACCGAUGGUCCUUACGAAAUUCAGAACCCCGAGGACUUCUUCAAGCAUGACUACUACCAGUAUGGCUUUAAUCCAGAGGUCGGUAACGUGGGGAUGCCAGUAGCGGCUACUAUCAGGGCAACUAUGCCUCCAGAAGGGUGGCAGAUUCCUCUGUUCAAAAAAUUAUCGAAUGGCUACAUUGAAGAAGUCCCCAAUCCCAUAUGGACUUAUCAUAAAUACAUUCCCUAUUCCAAACCAGAGAAGGUUCAUGACCAGAUAUUAUCAUAUGGGAAACCAAAUGAUCUGGAUGAUUUUUGUCUGAAGGCACAGCUUGUUAACUAUGUUCAGUACAGAGCUCUUUUAGAAGGCUACACUUCCCAGAUGUGGAGCAAAUAUACAGGUGUUUUGAUAUGGAAAACUCAAAACCCAUGGACUGGUCUAAGAGGCCAGUUUUAUGAUCAUCUCCUUGACCAAACAGCAGGAUUCUAUGGCUGCCGCUCUGCGGCAGAACCAAUUCAUGUUCAGCUUAAUCUGGCAACAUAUUCUGUUGAGGUAGUGAACACUACGUCAGAGGAACUUUCUAACGUUGCUAUAGAAGCCUCAGUUUGGGAUUUGGAAGGCGAAUGUCCAUACUACAAAACCUCUGAAAAACUUACUGUGCCACCCAAAAAAACUAUAUCUACGUUUGAGAUGAAGUAUCCGAAGUCAAAGAAUUCAAAGCCAGUUUACUUUCUUCUUCUCAAACUCUAUGAUGUGUCUGAUAAUCGCAUAUACUCGAGGAAUUUUUACUGGUUGCACCUAACCGGUGGUGAUUACAAGCUUUUGGAACAAUUCAGGGAGAGAAGACCACCCCUCAAGAUAACUUCUCUAACCUUUAUAAAAGGGUCGAGCUAUGAAAUGCGCAUGCAUAUUCAGAACACAUCAAAGAAGCCAGAUUCUAAUGCUCCACCGUAUAGAAAUAACUUUAUCAGAAGAAACGGCAGCUUUGAUGAAUCGGAUUCAUCAGAAUCUUUUGACCUUUUGGAUGGGGAGAAACAUGAAAUCAGUUUAUACGAGAAGAUUAGGAGGAACUUUUCAAGGGGGCACAACAAGGCGAAGGUUUCUGAAGUUAAUGGAACGGGGAAAGGAGUUGCUUUCUUUCUUCAUUUCUCUGUUCAUGCUUCAAAGGAGGAAAACAAGAAAGGUGAAGAAGACACACGCAUCCUUCCUGUUCAUUACUCCGACAACUAUUUUUCACUGGUACCAGGUGAAGUGAUGACAGUAACCAUUUCCUUCGAAGUACCUCCUGGUGUCACUCCUCGGGUCACACUGCAUGGCUGGAACCACCAUGAUGUGCACACCGUACUUUAAGUCAGUCAUCUCCUUGCUCCAGUUUGUUUACAGGUGUUGUUGUACAAUAGUAGUAUUUCAUGUCAUCGUUAGUUCUGGAUGUCAAAAUGUUCCCUCUUUUGGUGCUUUGUACUGAAGUUUAUCCUUUAAUACUGUAAACGUAGUUGACUCUGAGGAAAGAGUCUGGAAAUAAGAGCUCUAAUGCUUGUCGGAAACAGCCCAGCUGUGCACCGUAGGAGUUUCUGACAUUCAUGUCAUUUUGAUCAAUAAAAUCGUUUUAAUUUCCAUUUAA
Messenger RNA from Solanum pennellii, 3333 nucleotides. RefSeq names its product mannosylglycoprotein endo-beta-mannosidase. NCBI's taxonomy places the organism in Eukaryota, Viridiplantae, Streptophyta, Magnoliopsida, Solanales, Solanaceae. The coding region runs from base 153 to 3062 and encodes 969 amino acids. The transcript is spliced from 11 exons. The record is from RefSeq and is a predicted model, not a curated record. Gene Ontology annotation, molecular function: hydrolase activity, hydrolyzing O-glycosyl compounds. Gene Ontology annotation, biological process: carbohydrate metabolic process.